AUGAACUACGACACGAUAAUCGUAGGAGCCGGCUCCGCAGGAUGCGUUCUCGCGUCUCGCCUCAGCGAGGACCAAAAAGGGUCUGUCCUCCUGUUGGAAGCGGGUCCCGACUACCCAGACUUCGACACACUGCCUAACCACAUCAAGUAUGGCGUUCAUCCCUGGUACGAGUCGCUCGACCCUCUUGCCUACACCUGGGGAUACGAGGCCAGCGCCGUCCCCGGAAGAGAGCCGUUCAGGCUUCCCCGAGGCAAAGUCACUGGUGGCUCCAGCGCGAUCAACGGCCAGGUAUGGUUUCGAGGAAUUCCAGAGGACUUCGACGAGUGGGCUAACGCAGGCAACGACGGCUGGAGCUACAUCGAUGUACUGCCCUACUUCCGCAAGUCCGAGACCGACCUCGACUUCUCCGGAGACGACUUCCACGGCUCAGACGGCCCAAUCCCCGUCCGCCGCUACAAGGAGGACGAGCUGCUCGCAAGUCCCAGGGCAUUCCUGGACGCGUGCGUAGCGGCCGGACUUCCCCAUACGCAUGAUGUGAACCAUCCGGAGUCCACCGGGGUCGGCUACUUCGCGUUCAACCGGAUAGACGAAGUCCGAAUGAGUACGGCGCUGACCUACCUCGACAUGGCUCGCAGUCGGCUCAAUCUUACGGUCCGCUCCGAUGUCCUGGUAAACCGAGUGACGUUCGACGGCCAACGCGCAGUUGGCGUAGAAGCCGAGUCGGGUGGAGAGGUCUUUAAGGUCACCGCUAACAACAUCAUUCUCAGCGGUGGCGCGAUAAACUCUCCCCAGCUUCUCAUGCUCUCUGGCGUUGGCCCCCCCAACCACCUCGCACAGCACGGGAUACCAGUAGUAGCUGACCUCCCCGGCGUCGGACAGAACCUUCGCGACCAUCCUGCUAUCUUUAUGCACUACGAGAGUCCAACUGAACCUCCUCCCCGACCGCCGGGGCUCCAGAUCGGAAUGAGGUAUACCACCCCAGGGUCACCAUAUCGCAACGACAUGCAGAUGCGCCCCCUGCAGAUUCGAACCGAGCACAUCCCGCCGGACUUCGAUCUUACGCCGGGCCACACUCCAACCGGCUUCAGCAUAGCCAUGCAGAAGGCCCUGUCUGUCGGCGAACUGAGGUUGGCUAGCGGGAGUCCAACCGACCAGCCGGUCCUUGAAUAUCGCUAUCUCAGAGACCCGUUUGACCGCGAGAGGAUGCGAGGCGCCGUCAGGCUGUGCGCCGAAAUCUCAGCCAUGCCCGAGUACGCCCCCGCACAGAUGUCGCGGCUCUCGCCAUCCGACGAGGUACUAACCUCAGACGAAGCCCUCGACGCCCUGGCUCUUGGAAAACGUGACGACUCAGCAUCACUCCUCUGGCACCUGCAAGAUGGGACCGUCGGCCGACCCAAUGUCUGUUGUGGACCGAAGCUGCCGCGUGCGCGGUGUAGACAACCUGAUGGUGGUUGA
Molecule: messenger RNA, 1455 nt
Organism: Geodia barretti
Lineage: Eukaryota; Metazoa; Porifera; Demospongiae; Tetractinellida; Geodiidae
Source: the annotation of a GenBank genome assembly